GAAUGGAGGAAAUCACAACGAGGCCUGUUGAAGACACAGGAAACAUUCUGAAGCAAGGAUAUCUGGAGAAGAGGUCCAGAGACCACAGCUUUUUUGGGUCGGAGUGGCAGAAGAGGUGGUGUGUCCUCCACAGAAAGACCUUUUACUACUAUGCCAAUGAGAAAAGCAAGCAACCUAAAGGCACCUUCUCCAUUGAGCACUAUAGCGCCCGGCUGGCUUUCCAUCUCCGCAAAGACUCACGCAGAAGAUGCUGUUUUGAAUUAGUCUGCCCUGGGAAACGCACCUAUGAGUUCACAGCCCCAAGUCCAGCAGAGGCUGAAGAUUGGGUGGAUCAGAUCCAGUUCCUCCUGAAGGAUCUGAGCUCCCUCACUAUCCCAUACGAUGAGGAGGAGGAAGAGCUCUACAAUGACGUGGGGAGCUCUGACUCCGUGACCACAGCAUCUCACAACACUACCCUGAAUCAAGAUGACGGGAUGGAAGAAGAUGACAUCUACGAGGUUUUUCCAGAGAAGGACCCCAAUGUUCCUGAGGACAGCGAGGACGACGGCAGCGGGCAGCACCGCGGAAGGGAUUUUGCCAAUUACUACCAAGGCGUGUGGGACUGCAGCGGUGAGCACCCCAACGAGCUCUCCUUCCACCGCGGGGACCUCAUCUACAUCCUGAGCAAGGAGUACAACAUGUAUGGCUGGUGGGUCGGGGAGCUCAACAGCACCGUCGGGAUCGUCCCCAAGGAUUACCUGGCAGCUGCUUAUGAGCUGGAGGAACGGCGCUCACCCCUCCCCUUGCCCACGCUGAGAUGCCAAAAGGACCCUGCCCAGCCUUGAGAACCCGUUACAAGAAGAGCUUUGCGUGCCACCACCCGCUGCUCCGGACUCUGCACACCCCUCGGUACUCGGGCAUCAUCAGCCCCCCCCGUCCCCCCCCAUGGGCCGGGGGUCCGCAAUAAACUCGCUCCCCCCCCCGC
Messenger RNA from Centrocercus urophasianus (Greater sage-grouse), 964 nucleotides. RefSeq names its product src kinase associated phosphoprotein 1 (gene SKAP1). The record is from RefSeq and is a predicted model, not a curated record. The coding region runs from base 3 to 824 and encodes 273 amino acids. Gene Ontology annotation, molecular function: protein binding. The transcript has 9 exons. Gene Ontology annotation, cellular component: plasma membrane; cytoplasm. Lineage: Eukaryota; Metazoa; Chordata; Aves; Galliformes; Phasianidae.